Molecule: messenger RNA, 556 nt
Organism: Rotaria sp. Silwood1
Lineage: Eukaryota; Metazoa; Rotifera; Eurotatoria; Philodinida; Philodinidae
Source: the annotation of a GenBank genome assembly
UCAUGUAUUGUUCUACAUAACAGUAUUGAUUACUUUACAAAUGAAUAGUAGUUAUCUUAUUUUACACGGAUAAUUUUUCUUUAAUUAGAUUAAUAUAUGUACAAAUUGUAAAUCUACUAUUCCAUUUAAUUCUAACACAUGUGUUGUAUGUGAAACACCAAUAUUCAAAGAACCACAACAGCGACCAACUUCUCAAAAUCAGACAAGAAUUCUAUGUCCUCAUUGUAAAUCAACAAAUCCAAUACAUUUACGAACAUGUUAUAUUUGUGAAAAUGUAUUAAUGCCAACAUCGACAUCACCAGAAAAACGAACUUCAAUUUCAAUUCCAACAAUAUCAAAACAAACUAAUACAAUGAUGAUAACAUGUUCAAAAUGUUUUCGUUUAAAUAAUCCUAAUGCUCGUUUUUGUGAUUGGUGUGGUGCAUAUCCUGAUCAUGCAUCUACAUCAAUACAAUGUACAAAAUGUCAUACUAAUAAUGAUUCAUUUGCAAAAUUUUGUUCAACAUGUGGAUGUGUUCUUGAACCACCAUUACGUAUUAUUGAUACACGUCUUUAA